AUGGGAAAUUUCAUGGAAACAUGCAGAGAUAGCCAAGAAGUGGAGAUGAGAGAGCAUGAGAAGCAAGAAAAUGAAGAAAAUGGAGGUGGGUUUGUCAAGGAUGAUGGUGGUCUUGAGACAAGUGCUGUGAGGAUUAAGAUAGUGUUGACAAAGGAGGAGUUGGAGUGGCUGGUGUUUCAGCUCAAGGAUGAGAGAAGAGGGAAUAAGAGGCUAGAAGAUGUGUUGGAAGAGAUAGAGAGAGGGAGAGGGAAAGUUGAAGGGUGGAAACCUUCCCUAGAGAGUAUCAUGGAGAGCCCUGAAGUUCCUGAAAUGGACAAAUAA
Molecule: messenger RNA, 321 nt
Organism: Camellia sinensis
Lineage: Eukaryota; Viridiplantae; Streptophyta; Magnoliopsida; Ericales; Theaceae
Source: RefSeq, a predicted model, not a curated record